GAUUUUUCUUUAUUCUGAUUUUUUUUCACUGUUUUGAUCAUCAUCACCAUUCAUCGAUUCAGUGAUACAAAUUUCUAUCCUUAUGUAAUAAUGGGAUGCACAACAUCAACACAAUUGAUGCAAAAUAAUAAUGGUGAUAAACGAACAAUAUCCGAUAUCGGUUGUCCAUCCACAAAUCAAACGGAUCAUAUUAAUGAUAAUUUCGGUGGUUUUGGUGGUGAUGAUAAAUCAAUCAUUAAAGAACCAAAUGAAUCAAUGAAAAGUGAUGUAGCUACAAUUGGUACAGCCAAUACAUUGAUUGCUAAUGAUGAUGAUGAAAUCAUAAUGAAUUCAUCAUCAUCAAUAAUGAGUUUUGAUAUCAAUGAUAAUAAUGAUGAUGAUGGCCAUUCUUCAUGCACAUCAAUUUAUCAUCAUCAUAAACAUCCAAGUCCAUAUAUUCAUAAACAAUUGGCAAAUAUACAGCAACCACCGCCAUCAUCAGCAACAACAUCGACCAUAUUUGAAUUAGAUCCAAAUGAUGAUAUGGAUGAUCGUGCUAGUACAAGACCAUUAAUGUCGAUUAAUGAUCUACAACAAGCAACAGCGGCAGCUAUCGCUGCUGAACAUCGUGAACAAAAAAAAAUUGUCAACAAAACGACUACAACAUCUAUGACAACAAUAAUUGAUGAAAACGACAAUCAAACGAUAACUGAAACCAUUACUUUUAGCAGCAAUACUAAUAAUAAUAACAAUACUAACAACAAUAAUAAAAUGGCCGAAGAAGAGGUUGAUAUUGACCUUAAUGAUCCAGAGGUAGGAAAAGCAGCUGUAAAAAUACAGGCUGGUUUUAAAACUUUUAUGGCUAGCAAAAAUAAAAAUAAAACUGAGCCAUCAAAGGAACAGCAGCAACAACAACAAAGUUCCAAAACAAGUAGCGAUAAAAAACCUAAUUCCAAUGAUUGUGGUGGCAAUGGUGAUGACGAUGACAAGUCAAAAGCAAUUGACGAAGCGUUAGCGGAAAUUGACCUAAAUGAUCCGGAUGUAGAACGUGCAGCACAAAAAAUUCAAUCAUCAUAUCGUGGAUUUCAACAGAAUCGUAAAUCAAAAACAAUGACUACCGAAACCACGUUUGAAAAGAAAACAUAGUAUUUUUUUCAACAAAAAAAAAAAACAAAACAAAACAAAAAAAAUUUCACUUUUAAAAAUUUUCAAUUAAAUAUACAACAAUACACACCCACACGCACUUCUAUAUUUAAUUAUAGCAGACACUAUUAUAUUAUAUUAUUAUACUUCAUCAUUCUUUUUAACUAAUUUCACCUAUGCGAUGCGCACAAUCAAGCCAAAGCAAAAAAAAAAAAUAAUUAUAUACAUUAUUUUAAUUUACAUUCUUCUUCAUCAUCUUUAACCUAUAUAUAUAUUCUUUGAAAUCAAGACAUCAUAAAUACCCAUGAAAACUGUGGUAUUUAAUAUGAAAAUGCUUUUUUGACAAUCUAAAUACAUACAACACACACACACACAGUAGACCACCGAAUAUACAUAUGAAUGAAUUCAAUUUUUUUUUUUUGAUGAUUAUAAACCCGUAGCAAACUUUUCAUACAUUGACAACAAUAACAACAACAGUCACUUGAAAAAAAUGGAAAAAUUUUCCUUUCUUCUAAGGGCCCUAGGUUCUCUCUCUCUUUCUUGAUAUAUUUGUAGAAACAUGUAGGAAAAAAAUGUAGAAUAAAAAAAAUUCCAUAAAUUCAUUGAUGCAAUAAACACACACACAUACACAUUUACAAAGCACACAACAGAUUUUCAGAAUACGAUUAAACAAAAAAUCAAACGACCGACGGAAUAAAUGAAUGAAUGAAUCACAGGUUUUUCAUUUUAGAUUCGCUUGAUUCACACAUUAGCAACGAAUAGAAAACCUUUGAAAUUUUUUUUUUCUUAAGAAAAAACGAAAGUUUUUUUUCUUCACACACACACACACAUGGUAUCAUAAAAGCCUUAUCAUAAAUCAAGAGUCAAAAAAGAAAAAAAAACAACAACAACAACAAUUUCCUCGCCUCUAUUCUCUAUUGAUUGAAACCUGGAAUAAUUUCAUCAUCAUCAACAACAACAACAUUCAUUGAAAAUAAGAAACUAAAAAGGAAAGUAAAUACUAUAUCACAUUUGCUGUAUAUUAUGUCUUGUGUGUGUGUGUGUGUGUAUUAAUGAUGUUGUUGAUGAUAAUGAAAUGCAAUUUUGCAAAAAAAAAAAUAAAUAAAUUCCUUAUUCUUGGCCUUUCGUUU
Messenger RNA from Dermatophagoides farinae (American house dust mite), 2252 nucleotides. RefSeq lists its product as uncharacterized. The record is from RefSeq and is a predicted model, not a curated record. Lineage: Eukaryota; Metazoa; Arthropoda; Arachnida; Sarcoptiformes; Pyroglyphidae. Gene Ontology annotation, molecular function: protein binding.